Messenger RNA from Macrosiphum euphorbiae (potato aphid), 294 nucleotides. Lineage: Eukaryota; Metazoa; Arthropoda; Insecta; Hemiptera; Aphididae. The record is from the annotation of a GenBank genome assembly.
AUGUUGUUGUUAUCGGCCACGCUAAUUGCCGUCCGUGUAUCGUUGUACGACGGCGAUGUUAUUGUCCGAGCUACAGCGACAUUAGUGCCGCGCGCCGCCAUCGAAUUAUCGCGAUCGUCGCCGUCGUUGUUGUUAUUAUUAUUAUUAUUAUUAUUAUGUAACGGAAUCGGAUCGCCGGACACUGCUGCUGGCGUCGUGCGCGAAACGGUAAGAGUGCGAAAUAAUAUCACUGUUCGCCGCAAGACCCGAACGAAAAUUAAUCACAACCUUUGCAUUGACGACAACAAUAAGUAG